Messenger RNA from Oryza sativa Japonica Group (Japanese rice), 2903 nucleotides. Its product is annotated as G-type lectin S-receptor-like serine/threonine-protein kinase LECRK3. Gene Ontology annotation, molecular function: protein serine/threonine kinase activity; ATP binding. Lineage: Eukaryota; Viridiplantae; Streptophyta; Magnoliopsida; Poales; Poaceae. The record is from RefSeq and is a predicted model, not a curated record. Gene Ontology annotation, biological process: recognition of pollen; protein phosphorylation.
ACUUGUACUGACAUGUUGCUUCCAUACCGUUACGGUACGGCUACGCCCAGAAAAAAAAAUCAAGAUUACUUUCACUUUACAUCAGUAGUUGACUAACUUGAUACUUUCCCUUUCCCAAGUCCAGGUCCAGGUCAACGUUCUUGUGAGUUGUGAUUAUCCCUGACGUGGUGUUUUAAUUCAUGUGCACAUAAUAGGUGGUUUUUGUGUCAUGAAUUUAUUUCCUUACAUGAGAACCAAACAGUUCAUUUUGCAGAGCCCAAAGGAAGAACCUCCUCUGGCCAAACAAUGUCCCCUUAUAUUAUCCCUCUGUGCCUGAUUCUCUUCAUCAUCAAAGCUAGUCAUUCCAUGGGAGCUCAGAUCAAUGAGACAACCAUUCCUCAAGGUUCUGAAAUCAACACAGCUGGCCCCCAAAGUUGGGUCUCCCCCUCAGGGCGCUUUGCGUUUGGCUUCUAUCCCGAAGGGGAGGGAUUCUCCAUUGGUGUGUGGCUUGUCACUGAUCCAUCCAGGUUCAUCUUGUGGACAGCCUUCAGAAAUGAUCCCCCGGUUUCUGGUGGUUCAAUUCUGUUAACCGCUGGUGGUUCACUUCAAUGGAUUCCACCUAAUCAAGGAUUCCAAGGGAAGGUAAUAUCUGCCGCCCCUACUUCGGCUACUUCUGCUGCUAUCUUGGACACCGGCAACUUUGUGUUAUAUGACGCCAAAAAUCAGGUCAUAUGGUCUACCUUUGGUACUCCGACGGACACCCUGUUACCAGGGCAGAACUUGCCUCCUGGCAAUCAGCUGUUCUCAAGUGUCUCUAACACCAACCAUGCCACAGGAAAGUAUCGCCUUUCCAACCAGCCAGAUGGCAACCUUGUGAUGUAUCCGAUAGGCGCGAUAGAUCCUGAUAGUGCAUACUGGAAUACUGGUACUUAUGCACAAAACUUUCUUCUCACUCUUACACUGGAUCCCAACGGCACCCUAUGGCUGUUCGACCGAAAUAGUCCAUAUAGAAUGGUGUUGUUUCUGACUAAUCAGUCAUUGAGUGCCUCCCCAGAUUCAGAGAGUUACUACCAUCUGACAUUGGAUGCUGAUGGCAUACUGCGACUCUACUCGCAUGUGUUUUUCAAGCAAGGAGGAGCGCCCAAAACAAAGGUCGAAUGGUUGGUGCCACCGAGCAAUGAUCGCUGCAGUGUGAAAGGUGUUUGUGGUCCAAAUAGCUUCUGCCAAGUAACUAGUAGUGGAGAAACCAGCUGUUCCUGCCUUCCAGGGUUUGAAUUCUUAAGUGCUAACCAAAGCACUCAAGGUUGCUGGAGGGCACAGACUGGUGGUUGCACCGGGAAUAGCCCUAAUGGUGACAUCGGACUGGUAGCCACAAUGGUCACGGUGAAGAACACUAGUUGGUCAGAUAGGUCAUACAACGUCCCACCUCAAUCACCAACCAUUGAAGAGUGUAAAGCAAUUUGCAUGUCUGACUGCGCCUGCGAGAUUGCCAUGUUUGACUCCUACUGCUCAAAACAGAUGCUUCCUAUAAGGUAUGGCAAGAGGGUUCCUGGUAGCAACACCACGCUAUUUGUGAAGGUCUACUCCUAUGAACCAAAAAGGACUGCAAGUGCAACUUCAAUUGCCAUGUUGACAUCUGGCGCUGCCCUCGGCAUGCUCUCACUUGUACUGCUCUCGGUGUCUGUAAUGCUAUGCAAGCGCCGGCCAUUUUUGAGGUACACACGUGCUCCACAACAUCAUGAAACUGAAUUUGAUGAGGAGAGCAUUGGAAUCCGACCAUACUCUUUCCAUGAUCUAGAGCUGUCAACAGAUGGCUUUGCUGAAGAGCUAGGAAGGGGUGCAUAUGGCACAGUGUUCAAAGGUGUUCUAACAAAUAGUGGGAACAAGGGCAUUGCAGUGAAGAGGCUUGAGAGGAUGGCAGAAGAUGGGGAGCGAGAGUUCCAACGGGAAGUGCGUGCGAUCGCACGAACACACCAUAGGAACCUGGUGCGUUUGUUCGGGUUCUGCAACGAAGGUGCGCAUCGCCUUCUUGUCUAUGAGUACAUGCCAAAUGGCUCCCUUGCCAAUCUUCUCUUCAAGCGCGAUGCAACACUACCUAACUGGAGCAACAGAAUUGCGAUUGCGCUGGAUGUGGCUAGGGGGUUACAAUACCUGCAUGAGGAGAUAGAGGUGCCUAUAAUUCACUGCGACAUCAAGCCAGAGAACAUACUGAUUGACAGCUCAGGAAUGGCAAAGAUCGCAGAUUUUGGCCUGGCAAAGCUGCUGAUAGGGAACCAAACCAAGACCUUCACCGGUGUCCGGGGCACGCGUGGCUAUCUCGCACCAGAGUGGAGCAAGAACACAGCGAUCACUGUGAAGGUAGACAUCUACAGCUUUGGCGUGAUGCUUCUGGAGAUCAUAAGCUGCAGGAAGAGCAUGGCACUUAAGUUGGCCGGCGAGGAGUGCAACAUCUCUGAGUGGGCCUACGAGUACAUGUUCUCAGGUGAAAUGAAAGAAGUGGCAGCCGGCAAAGGUGUCGACGAGGUUGAGCUGGAGCGGAUGGUGAAGAUCGGCAUUUGGUGCACUCAAAAUGAGCCAGUGACACGGCCUGUGAUGAAGAGUGUCGUUCAGAUGAUGGAAGGAAGUGUGAAAGUUCAGCGUCCUCCACCACCAGCAUCAUUUUCACAGUCACUACGCUGAAAUCAUCCAGAGUAUUUCAUGUCCUAUACUCCUAUUGUCUUAAGUCAGAAGGCAAAGGAUGACAAAUCAUCUAGAGUAUGAUCGAAAUUGUGCGUCUUACGGCAAAACUGCUAGCAGUAAGGGCAUAUCAAAACAUCAAUGUAUCUCCUCUGCUACCUAUCUUAAUGUCUAGUUGGGUGUUUAUUGUAAGAUUCUUUCAAGAAAUUAAACUUCUCUCGGCUAAAUACACUGUUUUUGGAGUAUUA